GUUUAGUCAGCGAGCCGCUGGUGAGGAGACGUCCGCUCGGCCCCGCCAUCCCCCGGUAUCAUGUUCGUCAUCAAGAGAGGUACGGGCUCGGCCCCGACCCCGACCCCCGGGGCAGGCGGUGCGAGCGCCGGCGCCUCUCCCCGGGCGGGCUGGGGGCUUGCGCUCGCAACGAAGCGGGAUGGUCGUCAGGAGAGAGUCAUGUUUGACAAGAUUACUUCCCGGAUCCAGAAACUGUGUUAUGGUCUGAAUCCUGAAUUUGUAGAUCCAGCACAGAUUACAAUGAAGGUGAUUCAGGGCCUGUAUAGUGGUGUUACAACUGUUGAAUUGGAUACAUUGGCAGCAGAGACUGCUGCCACCAUGACAACCAAACAUCCAGACUAUGCCAUUCUGGCUGCACGGAUUGCGGUCUCCAAUCUCCACAAGGAAACCAAGAAAGUGUUCUCUGACGUUAUGGAAGAUCUAUAUAAUUAUGUGAACCCUCUGACUAACAGCCACUCACCCAUGAUUUCCAAGGAAACCUUGGAUAUUGUGCUUGAAAAUAAAGAUCGCCUGAAUUCUGCCAUCAUCUACGAUCGGGACUUCUCCUAUAAUUUCUUCGGAUUCAAGACGUUAGAACGUUCUUAUCUGCUGAAGAUCAAUGGAAAAGUGGCUGAACGUCCCCAGCACAUGCUGAUGAGGGUCUCUGUUGGAAUCCACAAGUGUGACAUUGAUGCUGCCAUUGAAACAUACAACCUGCUGUCGGAAAAGUGGUUCACUCACGCAUCUCCCACCUUGUUCAAUGCUGGCACCAACAGGCCUCAACUCUCCAGCUGCUUCCUGCUGUCCAUGAAGGAUGACAGCAUUGAAGGGAUUUAUGACACCCUGAAGCAGUGUGCUCUAAUUUCCAAAUCUGCUGGGGGUAUUGGUGUUUCUGUGAGCUGCAUCCGAGCUACAGGAAGCUACAUCGCAGGCACCAAUGGAAGCAGCAAUGGCCUCGUACCAAUGCUGCGGGUUUACAACAACACAGCGCGUUACGUGGACCAGGGAGGGAACAAGCGCCCUGGUGCCUUCGCCAUCUAUUUGGAGCCCUGGCACAUGGACAUCUUCGACUUCUUGGAGUUGAAGAAGAACACUGGCAAGGAGGAGCAGCGAGCUCGAGAUCUCUUCUAUGCACUUUGGAUCCCAGACCUGUUCAUGAGGCGCGUGGAGAACAACCAGGACUGGUCCUUGAUGUGUCCCCAUGAUUGCCCUGGCCUGGAUGAAGUUUGGGGAGAGGAGUUUGAGGCUCUGUACGAAAGGUAUGAGAAGGAGGGCCGUGCACGCAAGGUGGUGAAGGCACAGCAGCUGUGGUAUGCGAUCAUUGAGUCUCAGACUGAGACGGGAACACCUUACAUGCUGUACAAAGAUGCCUGCAACAGGAAGAGUAACCAGCAGAACCUGGGGACCAUCAAAUGCAGCAAUUUGUGCACUGAGAUAGUGGAAUACACCAGUCUGGAUGAGGUGGCAGUUUGCAACUUGGCCUCCUUGGCACUGAAUAUGUACGUUACUGCAGAUCGCACCUACGACUUCAAUAAGCUGGCUGAUGUCACCCGGGUGGCUGUUAGAAACCUGAAUAAAAUCAUUGAAGUGAAUUAUUAUCCAAUUCCUGAGGCAGAAUAUUCUAAUAAAAAACACAGGCCGAUUGGUAUUGGAGUCCAGGGACUAGCGGACGCCUUUAUCCUGAUGCGAUACCCCUUUGAAAGUGAAGACGCUCAGAAACUCAACAUUCAGAUCUUUGAGACCAUUUACUAUGCAGCCCUGGAUGCCAGCUGUGACUUGGCCAAGGAGCUGGGUCCUUACGAAAGUUACCAGGGAUGUCCUGUCAGUAAGGGGAUCCUCCAGUACGACAUGUGGAACGUCACACCCACUGAUCUUUGGGACUGGAAGGGGCUGAAGGAGAAAAUUGCAAAAUAUGGUGUUAGAAACAGCCUCCUGAUUGCCCCAAUGCCAACUGCCUCUACAGCCCAGAUUCUGGGGAAUAAUGAGUCGAUCGAACCAUACACCAGCAACAUCUACACGCGGCGAGUGCUGUCUGGGGAAUUUCAGGUCGUGAACCCACACCUACUGAAGGACUUGACAGAGCACGGACUGUGGAAUGAGGACAUGAAGAACCAGAUCAUUGCUCAGAACGGAUCAAUCCAGAACAUUGAAGGGAUCCCAGCUGACCUGAAGUCCCUGUACAAGACUGUCUGGGAGAUAUCGCAGAAGACUAUAAUCAAGAUGGGUGCAGACCGCGGAGCCUUCAUUGACCAGAGCCAGUCGCUCAACAUCCACGUGGCCGAGCCCAAUUACGGCAAGCUGACCAGCAUGCACUUCUACGGCUGGAAACAGGGACUGAAGACUGGGAUGUAUUACUUGAGGACCAGGCCUGCAGCCAAUCCCAUCCAGUUCACACUGAACAAGGAGAAGCUCCGGGAAACUGCAGCAGAGAAGGAGAAGAACAAGGCUGCCAUGGUGUGCUCACUGGAGAACAGGGCAGAUUGUCUGAUGUGUGGCUCCUAGACUGAGAGCCCUUGCCAGCACCCAUAGUCUGUUUAACACCGAUUGUAGGGGUCACAGACUAGUAGCAAGGUGCAUUCUAGGAGACCUUGCUGUUCACUGGAUCCAUAUCAAUAAAAGCAACUUACUUGUUAAUACUUGAUUCAACAAAUGUUGUACCAAUAGGAUCUCACUGAGCCACUUGACCUCAUUCGUCUAUUGUAUCGGAUGCCGUGUAUCAUGAGAGGUGUCUGAUGCCGUUGAUGUGCACGUUUCCUUGCUGGAGCUGGGCUUGUAAGUGGGGUGGGAGGACACAGAGUCUGUGCUGGGGUGACAAGGGAUGCUCCUGCUAUUGGUAUGGUUUUAACUACAGUGAUUACCAGUCAUACUGUCAAAGCAUUAGGUGGGUGGAUUGUCUCUGUGGCUCUCACCCAUUUAACAAUGUUCUUGCUCCUUACAGUGUAUAUUCUUUGUACAGAACUGUUAACUAUUUGAUGCCAUAUAUGAGCUACAAUUAAACAUUCCUAUACAGU
This is a messenger RNA of Pristis pectinata (smalltooth sawfish), 3029 nucleotides long. It is a transcript of the gene rrm1, whose product is annotated as ribonucleotide reductase M1 polypeptide. Gene Ontology annotation, molecular function: ribonucleoside-diphosphate reductase activity, thioredoxin disulfide as acceptor; ATP binding. Bases 61 to 2520 code for a protein of 819 amino acids. Gene Ontology annotation, biological process: DNA replication; deoxyribonucleotide biosynthetic process. Lineage: Eukaryota; Metazoa; Chordata; Chondrichthyes; Rhinopristiformes; Pristidae. The transcript has 19 exons. The record is from RefSeq and is a predicted model, not a curated record. Gene Ontology annotation, cellular component: ribonucleoside-diphosphate reductase complex.